Molecule: messenger RNA, 4326 nt
Organism: Physeter macrocephalus (sperm whale)
Lineage: Eukaryota; Metazoa; Chordata; Mammalia; Artiodactyla; Physeteridae
Gene: CASKIN1
Product: CASK interacting protein 1
Exons: 20
Coding region: 1-4326 (1441 amino acids)
Cellular component (GO): cytoplasm
Molecular function (GO): protein binding
Source: RefSeq, a predicted model, not a curated record
AUGGGGAAGGAGCAGGAACUGGUGCAGGCGGUGAAGGCGGAGGACGUGGGGACCGCGCAGAGGCUGCUGCAGAGGCCGCGGCCCGGAAAGGCCAAGCUCCUGGGCUCCACCAAGAAGAUCAAUGUCAAUUUCCAAGACCCAGAUGGCUUUUCUGCCCUGCACCACGCGGCCCUGAAUGGCAACACGGAAUUGAUCACCCUGCUGCUGGAGGCCCAGGCUGCUGUGGACAUUAAGGACAACAAAGGCAUGCGGCCGCUACACUAUGCGGCCUGGCAGGGCCGGAAGGAGCCCAUGAAGCUGGUGCUGAAGGCGGGCUCAGCGGUGAAUGUCCCAUCUGAUGAGGGCCACAUCCCCCUGCACUUGGCGGCCCAGCAUGGUCACUACGACGUGUCUGAGAUGCUGCUCCAGCACCAGUCCAACCCGUGCAUGGUGGACAACUCGGGGAAGACGCCCCUGGACCUUGCCUGUGAGUUCGGCCGCGUUGGGGUGGUCCAGCUGCUCCUGAGCAGCAACAUGUGUGCGGCCUUGCUAGAGCCCCGGCCAGGGGACACCACCGACCCCAAUGGCACCAGCCCCCUGCACCUGGCAGCCAAGAAUGGCCACAUCGACAUCAUCAGACUCCUCCUCCAAGCUGGCAUUGACAUUAACCGCCAGACCAAGUCCGGCACGGCCCUGCAUGAGGCCGCACUCUGUGGGAAGACGGAAGUGGUUCGGCUGCUGCUCGAUAACGGGAUCAAUGCCCACGUGAGGAACACCUACAGCCAGACGGCCCUGGACAUCGUGCACCAAUUCACCACCUCCCAGGCCAGCAAGGAGAUCAAGCAGCUGCUGCGAGAGGCCUCGGCAGCCCUGCAGGUCCGGGCGACCAAGGAUUAUUGCAACAAUUACGACCUGACCAGCCUCAACGUGAAAGCUGGGGACAUUAUCACAGUCCUCGAGCAGCAUCCAGACGGCCGGUGGAAAGGCUGUAUCCAUGACAACAGGACAGGCAAUGACCGUGUGGGCUACUUCCCAUCCUCCCUGGGCGAGGCCAUCGUCAAGCGAGCAGGUUCCCGAGCAGGUGCUGAACCAAGCCCACCCCAGGGAGGCAGCUCAGCAGGGCCCUCUGUACCCCCCGAGGAGAUCUGGGUGCUGAGGAAGCCAUUUGCAGGCGGGGACCGCAGUGGCAGCUUGAGCAGUGUGGCCAGUGGCCGGAGCAGCGGGGGCCACACCCUGCACGCAGGCUCUGAAGGGGUCAAGCUCCUGGCCACGGUGCUCUCCCAGAAGUCUGUGUCCGACUCCAGCCCCGGGGACAGCCCUGUCAAGCCUCCGGAGGGCUCUUCAGGUGCCACCCGGUCCCAGACUCCAGUGACCCAUGCUGGGCAGGUCUAUGGGGAGCAGCCACCCAAGAAGGUGGAGACAGCAUCGGAGGGCAAGGGCGCCGAGGCUGUCAGCCAGUGGCUUGCCACGUUCCAGCUGCAGCUCUACGCCCCCAACUUCAUCAGCGCCGGCUAUGACCUGCCCACCAUCAGCCGCAUGACCCCCGAGGACCUCACGGCCAUCGGGGUCACCAAGCCAGGCCACCGGAAGAAGAUCACUGCAGAGAUCACCGGCCUGAGCAUCCCCGACUGGCUGCCUGAGCACAAACCCGCUAAUCUCGCUGUGUGGCUGUCCAUGAUUGGCCUGGCUCAGUACUACAAGGUGCUGGUGGACAACGGCUACGAGAACAUCGACUUCAUCACCGACAUCACCUGGGAAGACCUGCAGGAGAUCGGCAUCACCAAGCUGGGACACCAGAAGAAGUUGAUGCUGGCAGUGAGGAAACUGGCAGAGCUGCAGAAGGCAGAGUACGCCAAGUAUGAGGGGGGACCCCUGCGCCGGAAGGUACCACAGUCACUUGAAGUGAUGGCCAUCGAGUCACCACCCCCACCCGAGCCUGCCCCGGCUGACUGCCAGUCUCCUAAGAUGACCACCUUCCAGGACAGUGAGCUCAGCGGUGAGCUGCAGGCUGCGCUGACGGGCCCGGCUGAAGGGGCUGCCGCUGCCACUGCCCCUGCCCCUACUGAGAAGCCCUCCAACCACCUGCCACCCACCCCAAGGGCUUCCAUGCGGCAGGAGCCCAGCCUGGGUGGGCGGGCACGGCACAUGAGCAGUUCUCAGGAGCUGCUGGGCGACGGGCCCCCAGGGCCUGGCAGCCCCAUGUCACGAAGCCAGGAGUACCUGCUGGAGGAGGGGCCGGCCCCGGGUACCCCCACCAAGGAGGCCCGGCCCAGCCGCCACGGCCACAGCGUCAAGCGGGCCAGUGUGCCCCCAGUGCCUGGCAAGCCGCGGCAAGUCCUUCCACCAGGUACCAGCCAUUUCACGCCCCCCCAGACUCCCACAAAAGCCCGGCCAGGCUCCCCACAAGCCCUGGGGGGGCCUCAUGGCCCAGCCCCAGCCACAGCCAAGGUGAAGCCCACCCCACAGCUGCUGCCACCAAUGGAGCGACCCAUGUCACCUCGCUCGCUGCCUCAGUCACCCACACACCGUGGCUUUGCCUACGUGCUGCCCCAACCCGUGGAGAGCGAGGCAGGGCCGGCUGCUCCGGGGCCUGCGCCUGUGGCCAUGCCCGCACCUGUGCCCACGCUGUGCCUGCCUCCUGAGGCCGACGUGGAGCCAGGGCGGCCCAAGAAGCGCGCCCACAGCCUGAAUCGCUACGCAGCGUCCGACAGCGAGCCGGAGCGGGACGAGCUGCUGGUGCCGGCCACCGCGGGGCCCUACGCCACAGUCCAGCGGCGCGUGGGCCGCAGCCACUCAGUGCGGGCACCCGCUGGCGCUGACAAGAACGUCAACCGCAGCCAGUCGUUCGCUGUGCGGCCGCGAAAGAAGGGGCCUCCCCCACCCCCGCCCAAGCGCUCCAGCUCAGCCAUGGCCAGUGCCAACCUGGCUGAUGAGUCAGUGCCAGAUGCGGAGACUGAGGGGGCUGGGACCGAGGACGGCCGGCUGGGGGUCCGGGCACAGCGCCGGCGGGCUAGUGACCUGGCUGGCAGCGUGGACACAGGAAGCGCUGGCAGCGUGAAGAGCAUUGCAGCCAUGCUCGAGCUGUCAUCCAUUGGGGGUGGGGGCCGGGCAGCCCGCAGGCCCCCUGAGGGCCACCCCAUGCUUCGCCCCGCCAGCCCGGAGCCAGGCCGGGUGGCCACGGUGUUGGCCUCGGUGAAGCACAAGGAGGCCAUUGGGCCUGACGGUGAGGUGGUGAACCGGCGCCGCACACUGAGUGGGCCUGUUACGGGACUUCUGGCCACUGCUCGCCGGGGUCCGGGAGAGCCAGGGGGGCCUGCAGAUCACUGCCACUUUGUGGAAGAUGGCGCUACCCGGCAGCGGCCUCGAGGUCCAGCCAAGGGUGAGGCGGGUGUGGAGGGCCCACCACUGGCCAGGGUAGAGGCCAGCGCCACGCUCAAGAGGCGCAUCCGAGCCAAGCAGAGCCAGCAGGAGAACGUCAAGUUCAUCCUCACUGAGUCCGACACGGUCAAGCGCCGGCCCAAGGCCAAGGAGAGGGAGGCAGGUCCCGAGCCUCCCCUACCACCGCUGUCCGUGUACCAGAAUGGAACAGGCACUGUGCGCCGCCGUCCGGCCUCUGAGCAGGCUGGGCCCCCAGACCUGCCCCCGCCACCGCCACCAGCUGAGCCCCCGCCCUCUGACCUGUUGCACCUGCCCCCGCUGCCCCCGCCAGACAGUGAUGCCCGGAAGCUGGCCAAGCCACCUGUCUCUCCCAAGCCCAUUCUGGCUCAGCCCGUGCCCAAGAUCCAGGGCUCACCCACACCUGCCUCCAAGAAGGUGCCACUGCCAGGUCCUGGCAGCCCAGAGGUGAAGCGUGCCCAUGGCACGCCGCCGCCCGUGUCUCCCAAGCCGCCGCCACCGCCCACGGCGCCCAAGCCGGCCAAGGCAGCGGCGGGGCUGCAGUCGGGCAGCGCCAGCCCGUCGCCCUCGCCGGCACGCCAGCCGCCUGCUGCCCUCACCAAGCCCGCCAGCACGCCACCCUCGCUGAGUGCUAGCCCGGCCAGGCCCCCGUCCCCCGGUGUGCCCGCGCUGCACGUGCCCGCCAAGCCGCCGCGCGCUGCCGCAGCGGCAGCCGGGCCCCCCGCCGCGCCCGACGGCGCCUCGCCGGGGGACAGCGCCAGGCAGAAGCUUGAGGAGACUAGCGCGUGCCUGGCGGCGGCGCUGCAAGCCGUAGAAGAAAAGAUCCGGCAGGAGGACGCGCAAGGCUCGCGCCCCUCGGCCGCCGAGGAGAAGAGCACCGGCAGCAUCCUGGACGACAUUGGCAGCAUGUUUGACGACCUGGCCGACCAGCUGGACGCCAUGUUGGAGUGA